CACAGCCAAAGUAGACCAAGUUUUAUCUUGUUCUUGUGUUCAUCUUUUAUAAUGACUACAAGAAACCCUCUUCCUUCACCAUAAAAAAAUAAAAAAAGGAGAAUUUUCUGGGUUUUGUCUUUCUAUAGUCACUACAAAACUCAUCUUUUCGCUGUUACAAUUUUAUCUCUUUCUAAGCAAGAGAAGAAUAUUAAGUGAGAAAGAAACAAAGAGUUUUUGGCAAGAAAAAAAAGACAAAGACAACAUAUAUAAAUAUAUAUAUAUAUAUAUAUAUAUAUAUAUAUUAAAAAAAACAAGUGUCUUUUGUAUUUUAUCUUUUUGUUGGCUCCAAAAAUGUCAAUUAUCACAGGUUGUGAAGAUCAUGGUGGUAGAAGCAGCUUUUCUUCAGGGAAUUUUGGUAGAGAAUCAGGAGCAGGAGUUGAAAAAGAAGAAGUUCUGGAAAACUUGAAUAAUAAUAAUAACAAUAAUGGUUCUAACUCUUUUUCUUCAACCACAACCAGCAAUGGCUCUUCCACUCAUCAAGUCCUUGAACAACCUUCCCCACUAGCUAAUAAGAAGAAGAGAAACCCUCCAGGAAACCCAGAUCCAAGUGCGGAGGUAAUAGCCUUGUCACCAAACACUUUACUAGCGAGAAACCGAUUUGUGUGUGAAAUUUGCAACAAAGGGUUUCAGAGAGACCAGAAUCUGCAGCUUCACAGGCGAGGUCACAACUUGCCAUGGAAGCUUCGGCAGAGAAGUCCGAACGAGGUAAUCCGAAAACGGGUCUACAUCUGCCCGGAAACAUCGUGUGUCCACCACAACCCGACCCGGGCUCUCGGGGACUUGACUGGGAUCAAAAAACACUUCUGUAGAAAGCAUGGUGAGAAGAAAUGGAAGUGUGAAAAAUGCUCUAAGAAAUAUGCUGUUCAGUCUGAUUGGAAAGCCCAUUCUAAGACUUGUGGUACUAGAGAGUACAAAUGCGAGUGUGGAACUAUCUUCUCCAGGAGAGAUAGCUUUAUAACACAUAGAGCUUUCUGCGAUGCCAUAGCUGAAGAAAACAACAAAACGACAACUAAUACUCUUCAACGACAGAAUAUUAAUAUGUCGUCGUCCAACCAGCCUGAGCUCAUGUCUUCAAUAAUAUCAUCAACCAUCAACGAAGAAAACGAGCUUAAGUACGCCAUCCCACAACCAGAAACGACAUCACCAUCGGAUCAUCAUCAUCAUAAUCAUCAAUUCAAGCACAUGAUUAUGAUGAAUAUGAAAACCCCAUUAAUCCUAGACCAUCAUCAAUCCUUGAACAACAACAACAACAACAACAUGGCUGCCGGAACCUUCUUCUCCGCAAGACCGACGACCCUCAACAAUAAUAUGAUUCCUCCUCCUCCUAUUCCUACUACUACUACUGCUAGUACUAUUAAUACCAACAUUUCAUCAUCACCUCCACUGUCGUUUGAUCAUAACGACCACCAUUUUGGCGGCGGAGGAGGCGGAGGAGAGUUUUACUUAUCAGCCACUGCCUUGUUGCAGAAGGCAGCCCAAAUGGGAGCAACCACGGUAAGCUCCGCUAGCUCGGCCAUGGCUCCCUCCAUCUAUGCUACUACUAAUUUGGAUCAUGACCAAUUAUUCAUCGAUAAUAAUAACAAUAGUAAUAAUAACAAGAAUAAUGUAGGCCUUUUUAGUGGACUACUUUGUGGUGUUGAUGGUGGUGGUGGUGGUGAUAGUAUUAGUAGUAGUACAUUUCUGAAAGAGAUGGAGCUGAGUAUGAAAAACGACAAUACUAAGAAUGCCGUUUUGCAUGGUGGUGGGAAUAAUAAUACUUCUAGUAGUAGUUUGACUAAUACUACUACUACUACUGGUGGUGGAGAUGUGAUGACUGUUGACUUUUUGGGGAUUGGAUCAAGAUCAGCUAGCAGCAGGCAAGGAAACUUUAUUCACCAUAGUAUGCAGACUACUCUGACUCAGCUUCAGCAACAUGCAGCGUUGAUGGAAAAGCAUGCUUGGGAGGUUUAAGAGGCAGAAUCUUCGUGAUGCUGGAAUAAUAUGUUGCUUUUAUUUAAUUUUUUUUUUUCGAAUUUUGUAUCGAUGUUUAUUGUUAUUAUAGUUCAAUUGGUCCCUUUCA
Molecule: messenger RNA, 2101 nt
Organism: Cannabis sativa
Lineage: Eukaryota; Viridiplantae; Streptophyta; Magnoliopsida; Rosales; Cannabaceae
Product: zinc finger protein GAI-ASSOCIATED FACTOR 1
Exons: 3
Coding region: 334-1992 (552 amino acids)
Cellular component (GO): nucleus
Molecular function (GO): DNA-binding transcription factor activity
Source: RefSeq, a predicted model, not a curated record